UGCUUUUUUCUUUCAAGUUGCAAUGUUUCUGAGUUAGUCAUUUAAAUGACAUUAUUAUUUUAUCAAUUUUCUUAUAUUAUAAAAUUUAUAAGGGAAAUAAAAGUGAUACAUUAUUUAAAAAUUAAUAUUCUAUAAUUUCAUCAAUACAAUGGUCACAUUAAUAAAAACAAGAGGUUUACGUAUGUCUGCACAGAAGCAGGAAACACUUUUAAAGUUAACUGUGUUAUCUCUUGCAGCAAUUUUAUCUUUUGCAACAAGAUUAUUCUCUGUCUUAAGAUUUGAGAGUGUUAUUCAUGAAUUUGAUCCAUAUUUUAAUUAUCGCACAACAAAGUAUUUAGCAGAAAAUGGAUUUUAUAGUUUUCAUAAUUGGUUUGAUGAUCGUGUUUGGUAUCCUCUUGGAAGGAUAAUUGGAGGAACAAUAUAUCCAGGAUUAAUGAUAACAUCAGCAGCAUUAUAUCAUCUUUCAUGGUUAUUAAAUAUUACCUUAGAUAUACGUACUAUUUGUGUCUUCCUUGCUCCAUUAUUUUCUAGCUUGACCACAAUUAUUACUUAUUUACUUACCAAAGAAUUGAAGGAUUCUGCAUCGGGAUUGUUUGCUGCAGCUAUGAUAGCAAUUGUUCCUGGUUAUAUAUCACGAUCAGUGGCAGGAUCUUAUGAUAAUGAAGGCAUAGCUAUUUUUUGUAUGUUAUUUACAUAUUAUAUGUGGAUCAAAGCAGUUAAAACUGGAGCAAUUUGUUGGGCAACCUGUGCUGCUCUUGCAUAUUUUUAUAUGGUGUCUUCUUGGGGUGGCUAUGUAUUCCUAAUUAAUUUAAUUCCUUUACAUGUAUUAACCUUAAUGGUGACUGGCAGAUUUUCUCAUAGAAUAUACAUUGCAUAUAGCAUUCUAUAUUGUUUAGGAACAAUUUUAUCUAUGCAAAUAUCCUUUGUUGGUUUUCAACCUGUUCAGAGUUCUGAACACAUGCUUGCAUUGGGAGUAUUUGGACUUUGUCAGAUUCAUGCUCUAGUUGAUUAUUUACGUAGUAAAAUGUCACAAGAUGAUUUUGAAAUUUUAUUCCGUGGUCUUGUUAUUUCUGUAGUUACCAUAUCGUUUCUAUUAGGUGUUAUUUUAACUAUUACAGGAAAAAUAUCACCAUGGACUGGUCGUUUUUAUUCUCUUUUGGAUCCAUCCUAUGCAAAAAACCACAUACCAAUAAUUGCUUCUGUUUCUGAACAUCAGCCAACAUCAUGGAGUUCUUUUUAUUUUGAUCUCCAGAUUUUAGUAUUUCUAUUUCCUUUAGGAUUAUAUUUCUGUUUCUCAAAGUUAACAGAUUCGAAUAUUUUUCUCAUUUUAUAUGGAGUCACAAGUCUAUACUUUGCUGGUGUAAUGGUUCGUCUAAUGUUAGUACUUGCUCCUGUAAUGUGUAUUUUGAGUGGAAUUGGAGCAUCUUCUUUACUUGUUACUUAUAUGAAACAAGUAGAAAGAGGAAAAAUUAGUGAUAAGAAGUUAAAAAAAUUUGAAAGUAAUUACAUACUUAGAAGUGAGAUUGCUACACUCUUCAUAACAGUAAUGUGCAUUCUCUUUUUUUCGUAUACCAUUCAUUGUACAUGGGUUACAGCAGAAGCCUAUAGCUCGCCUAGUAUUGUGUUAUCGGCACGUUCUCCAGAUGGUGGUCGCAUGAUUUUUGAUGAUUUUAGAGAAGCAUAUUAUUGGUUACGCAUGAAUACGCCAGAAAAUGCUAAAGUAAUGUCUUGGUGGGAUUAUGGAUAUCAGAUUACAGCAAUGGCAAAUCGUACAAUUUUAGUAGACAAUAAUACAUGGAACAAUACUCACAUAUCAAGAGUUGGUCAAGCAAUGGCAAGUUCUGAAGAAAAAGCUUACGAAAUAAUGAGAGAGUUAGACGUUAAUUAUGUUCUUGUUAUUUUUGGAGGACUUACAGGCUAUUCGUCAGAUGAUAUUAACAAGUUCCUAUGGAUGGUGCGUAUUGGCGGAAGCACUGAAAAAGGAAAAUCUAUAACAGAAUGGGAUUAUUAUAACUCUGCAGGAGAGUUUCGUGUUGAUAAAGAAGGUUCUCCAAUUUUGCUCAAUUGUCUUAUGUAUAAAAUGUGUUACUACAGAUUUGGUCAAAUUUAUACAGAAGGAGGAAAACCUUCUGGUUAUGAUAGAGUUAGAAAUAUGGAAAUUGGUAAUAAAGAUUUUGAAUUAAACAUGUUAGAAGAAGCCUACACUACAGAACAUUGGCUUGUUCGGAUUUAUAAAGUAAAAGACUUGAGAAACAGGGGAAUCUAAAAAAAAAUAUUAAAAAUAAAAAUAUAGAUUAAUAAUAAAAAAAUAAUAUUGCAUUUCUCUAAACAGUUCCAUAAUUUUAUUUGCUUAUAAAUUUUUAUAAUUGUCUAUAAGAUAUCAACAUGGUACUAAAUACAGAAUUACAUAUUUCCAUUAAUCAUCAGUAUAAUUAAAAUUUUUAUAAAAGACAUA
Messenger RNA from Apis mellifera (honey bee), 2455 nucleotides. It is a transcript of the gene Stt3A, whose product is annotated as dolichyl-diphosphooligosaccharide--protein glycosyltransferase subunit STT3A. The record is from RefSeq and is a predicted model, not a curated record. Bases 149 to 2266 code for a protein of 705 amino acids. Gene Ontology annotation, biological process: post-translational protein modification. NCBI's taxonomy places the organism in Eukaryota, Metazoa, Arthropoda, Insecta, Hymenoptera, Apidae. The transcript has 12 exons. Gene Ontology annotation, molecular function: dolichyl-diphosphooligosaccharide-protein glycotransferase activity. Gene Ontology annotation, cellular component: membrane.